CAGAGGAGGAAAGGGAGGAAGAGGUGGUGGAGGAGAGGAGCAGGAGGAGGAGCAGCGGCGAGCCCGGGCGACGACGGCGGGGCCCGAGCGCGGAGCCCCCGGGAUAGAGCGCGCACCGGGGUGUCCCGGCACCCCGCUCGCCCCGGGCCGCCGCGGAAGAUGGUGGCGGCGCCGUGCGCUCGGAGGCUGGCGCGGCGCUCGCACUCGGCGCUGCUGGCGGCGCUCAUGGUGCUGCUGCUGCAGACGCUGGUGGUGUGGAAUUUCAGCAGCCUGGACUCCGGGGCUGGAGAGCAGCGGCGCGCGGGGGCAGCGGCGGGAGCAGCGGAGCAGCAGCAGCAGCAGCCCGCGGCCCCGCGCCGGGAGCGCAGGGACCUGGCUGCCCAUCUGCCCGCAGCCCGCGGAGGACCUGGAGGCCGAGCCGGCGGAGGAGGAGCACGGGGAGGCGGCCCCGGAGGAGCCCGCGCACAGCAGCCUGCCAGCCGCGGGGCACUAGCCGCCCGGGCGAGGGAUCCACACCCAAGUCCACUGAUCACCCUAGAGACCCAGGAUGGCUACUUCUCUCACCGGCCCAAAGAGAAAGUUCGGACCGACAGCAACAAUGAGAACUCAGUCCCCAAGGACUUUGAGAAUGUGGACAACAGCAACUUCGCACCCAGGACCCAGAAACAGAAGCACCAGCCAGAGUUGGCAAAGAAGCCCCCCGGCAGGCAGAAAGAGCGUUUGCAGAGAAAGCUGGGUGCCCAGGACAAAGGACAGGGGCAGUCAGUCCUAGGAAAAGGCCCCAAGGAGGUGCUGCCUCCUCGGGAAAAAGCCCCAGGCAACAGCAGCCAAGGGAAGGAUCUCUCAAGACACAGCCAUACCAGGAAGAGUGGUGGCGGAGGGUCCCCUGAAACUAAGUCUGACCAGGCCCCCAAGUGUGACAUCUCUGGCAAGGAGGCCAUCUCAGCACUGACCCGCGCUAAGUCCAAGCACUGUCGCCAGGAGAUUGCAGAAACCUACUGUCGCCACAAGCUGGGGCUGCUGAUGCCAGAGAAGGUGGCUCGAUUCUGUCCCCUGGAAGGCAAAGCCAACAAGAAUGUCCAGUGGGAUGAGGAUGCUGUUGAGUACAUGCCCCCCAACCCAGUCAGAAUCGCCUUUGUCCUGGUGGUCCAUGGCCGUGCCUCUCGACAGCUGCAGCGCAUGUUUAAGGCCAUCUACCACAAAGACCAUUUCUACUAUAUCCAUGUGGAUAAGCGUUCCAAUUACCUGCAUCGGCAAGUGCUCCAGUUCUCCAGGCAGUACGACAACGUCCGAGUCACUUCCUGGAGGAUGGCCACCAUUUGGGGCGGAGCCAGCCUCCUGUCCACUUACCUGCAGAGCAUGCGGGAUCUACUGGAGAUGACUGACUGGCCCUGGGACUUCUUCAUCAACCUCAGUGCUGCUGACUACCCCAUCAGGACAAAUGACCAGCUCGUAGCAUUUCUUUCCAGAUACCGAGAUAUGAAUUUCCUAAAGUCGCAUGGUCGGGACAAUGCAAGGUUCAUCCGGAAGCAGGGUCUGGACCGUCUCUUCCUGGAGUGUGAUACACACAUGUGGCGCCUGGGGGACCGGCGAAUCCCAGAGGGCAUUGCUGUCGAUGGCGGCUCUGAUUGGUUCCUGCUAAACCGGAAGUUUGUAGAGUAUGUGGCAUUCUCCACAGAUGACCUGGUGACCAAGAUGAAGCAGUUCUACUCUUAUACCCUCCUCCCUGCUGAGUCCUUUUUCCACACGGUCCUGGAGAACAGCCCCCACUGCGACACCAUGGUGGAUAACAACCUGCGCAUCACCAAUUGGAACCGCAAGCUGGGCUGCAAGUGCCAGUACAAGCAUAUUGUGGACUGGUGUGGCUGCUCUCCCAAUGACUUCAAGCCUCAGGACUUCCAUCGCUUCCAGCAGACGGCCCGGCCCACCUUCUUUGCCCGAAAGUUCGAAGCCAUAGUGAACCAGGAAAUCAUUGGGCAGUUGGACUCUUACCUGUACGGCAACUAUCCUGCGGGCACCCCGGGCCUCCGCUCUUACUGGGAGAAUGUCUAUGACGAACCAGAUGGCAUCCAGAGCCUCAGCGAUGUGGCCCUCACCAUGUACCAUUCCUUCAUCCGCCUGGGUCUUCGAAGGGCUGAGUCGUCGCUACACACGGAUGGGGAGAACAGCUGCAGGUACUACCCAAUGGGCCACCCAGCGUCUGUCCACCUCUACUUCCUGGCUGACCGAUUCCAGGGCUUUCUGAUCAAGCACCAUGUGACCAACCUUGCUGUGAGCAAACUGGAGACACUGGAGACGUGGAUGAUGCCAAAGAAAGUCUUCAAGGUCGCAAGUCCCCCCAGUGACUUUGGGAGGCUUCAGUUUUCUGAGGUUGGCACUGACUGGGAUGCCAAGGAGAGACUAUUCCGGAACUUUGGUGGUCUUUUGGGGCCCAUGGAUGAGCCGGUGGGAAUGCAGAAAUGGGGGAAGGGACCCAAUGUGACCGUGACUGUUAUUUGGGUGGAUCCUGUCAACGUCAUCGCAGCCACCUAUGAUAUCCUGAUCGAGUCCACUGCGGAAUUCACACACUACAAACCCCCUUUGAAUCUGCCUCUGCGGCCUGGUGUCUGGACAGUGAAGAUUCUCCAUCACUGGGUACCAGUUGCAGAGACCAAAUUCCUUGUCGCACCUCUGACCUUCUCCAACAAGCAGCCCAUCAAACCAGAGGAGGCUUUGAAGCUGCACAAUGGGCCACCUCGCAGUGCCUACAUGGAGCAGAGUUUCCAGAGCCUAAACCCAGUCCUCAGCCUGCACAUCAAUCCUGCCCAAGUAGAGCAGGCCCGGAAGAACGCAGCCUUCACUGGGACAGCACUAGAAGCCUGGCUGGACUCGCUGGUGGGUGGGACUUGGACUGCCAUGGACGUCUGUGCCACAGGCCCCACUGCCUGCCCAGUCAUGCAGACCUGCAGCCAAACAGCCUGGAGUUCCUUCAGCCCUGAUCCCAAGUCAGAGCUGGGUGCAGUGAAGCCUGAUGGUCGGCUCAGGUAGCACUGGCCACAUGGGACCGAUACAGCCUGAACCCUGGCCUCUGAUCUUAUACGGGGGAGGGGUUCCUUCUGUUCAAGGACCUCUGUUGCCUGUAGGACAAUGGAAAGAGAGGAUUUGGAGGCCAGAGAGAAGUCAGCCUGUAUUUGUGAAGCUGGCCUCUGGGAUAGGUCGACUCAGCCCCAGGGCCACAAUGGUCUCCUUCUACCGGUUGUUGCUCAGUCCUGCAGGCCCCCGUUCUCCCCAUCCGAUGGCCUGCACCCCUACAAGUGAGUUUUAAACUUUUAUUUUGAGCGGCAGAACUUUGUUUACUGGGCACAGUCAGAGGUGGAAGGGCAAGACCAAGAUGAAAUCCAGGCUGCUCUGGUUGAAGCCGAGUUUCCUUCUCGAAACGCAGCCAGCCAGGUGGUCCUUUGCCAAGGGCAUCUCUAAGGUACCUCUUCUGAACCCAAGGGCUCUGUUUAAGCCAGUUUGACAAGCACUGCCCUGAGCAAGGGUGGGAUCGCCAUCCCAGCCUUCCAUUAAUCUCUUCAUUUCUGUGGCUGGGAAACCUUGUGCCCAUGCUAAAGGUAGCAAGCUGCAGGAAGCCAUGCUCCUGGCCUUCCCAGGGAGGCGGAGACAUGGGAGAAUUCCAAGGUUCCUGUUGCCACUCAGUGAGCUGUUUUCUCUGAAAACCAGAGGUUCAGGAAAGCCUUUUGAUGUGAAGCAGCCAAGGUCCCCAGACAUGUGACUGCCAACUUGCCAUCUGUCCAGAUCAGCCUCUUCCAAGGCUGUCACAAAUGGUAGCAGGAACAGGGUAAAGCAUACAGAGCCUGAGCUUCAAUUCUCCUACCUGCCCCUGGGCUAGGAGACAGCUACUGUGGCCUCUUUGGUACUUGAAAGUGGGAGCAGUGCAGAACUGGGGCUCUGAAUCUCAAAGGGGAUUAUGUGGAUCGGAGCUUCUGACCUGGAUGGCUGCACAGUAACACCCCUUACGUUCUGAGGUCAGAUGCCCCAAACCUUUGUGAACUGUGCACUUGGUGCUGUUUGCUGUGACCAAACUGCAUGGAUCAGACUCCUCCCACGCAGGAACAAACAUUUCAGAUUGGGUCCUUAAUUUCAUAUCCUUCCUCGCCGAGGUUGCCAACAGGCUUAAUCUGGCCACACCACGUAAAAGGAAGGUUGAGUUUCAACAGUGGGAAGGUGGUUCAAAAAAUAGUGUUAUUCAUAUUGCUUGAGUUACCAGAAACCCAAGGGUCUUCUUGCCAUGUGUAUUCGAGGGGCACUGAGGAAGAGUACCCCCUUCCUCCUGGAGUCCCCCAAAUGACAGAGUUCUCUCGGAAAAGUUUCACCCAUUCUUGUGUCUCUCCCAGCAUGGAUAAGGUACCGAAGUCCUCCUGGAUGAUACAUCUAUUGCACAGCCCCUCCCCCAUCUAACAUGGCGGGCAUAGAGAAGGGACCCUUGAUAUUUAUUAUUUAUAUGUUUUAGUCAAUGACUAAUUAGUAGGUGCUGUUUUUGCAGCUUGUCAAUUAUGUUAUCUUACUAACUGAAAUUGCCUUUAUUCACAAAAGGCUCCCUCUCCCCUCCCUUUCCCUGGUCUGCUUGCCUUUUCUCUCAUUCUCUUUCUGUCUGUCUCUCAGUGUCCACCUUCUGGUUCUCAGAACGAAGCAGGGGUGUAGGACACCAAGGUCCAGUUUCAACCAGUGCCCCCACUCUCAGGAAGCAGGCCCAUUAGGAUGGCUGGAAUCUCCUUUCACUUACACAGGAUGCUGGUGUCACCUUUCCCUCUAAAUUCAAAAGUGUUGAAAUGCCUGAGUUCCCCACUUACCCUAACCCAUGGACCAGGAUGUGAUGGGCUCAUUGGCUUGGGGAGGGAGAAGUGUGCCAAGCAUAGAACUAUAGAUCCACUCAGUUGCCCCCACAUCAGGCUUCUUGGUGAGCACAAGCUAUCACUAGCAGAGGAAGACAGGCUCCUUCCAAGAGUGAUUGAUCUUAGGAGGGAUGGGGUCAGACCCAACCAGGAGAGCUCAGGAGGUAGCUACUGUCUGUGCUGGUGGUGGAGCCUUUGGAUGGCUUCCUCUAAAAACCCAUAGGAUUUACAUUGGUUUCACAAACCUGCGGGAGCCAUGAGCCUGCUGUCCCAUUCUCUCAGUGUCCCUAUAUUUUGCUUUGGUCAAAGCUUCCCUGGGGCCAUGGAAACUCUUUGAGUUCUCCCUUGACCCCUUUUGCUCUAAAGACUUGUGUAUUCUGUUGUAGAAGUUCCUUGGGAGCCACAGACUCUGAGAUAAGGUCUGUCUAGACCCAGUGACACUCGGUGACAUAUUUCAUACUGAAGACACUUGGGAAUGGAGAGUCUACUUACUCUGGGGACACUCUGCUCCCUCUUUACUCACCACAACUAAUUUGGGGAUAUUUGUUUCCUCUGUUUUUGGACCCAGAAAACAAUUUUACUUUUAGUAAAAACAAACAAACAAAAA
Messenger RNA from Rattus rattus (black rat), 5481 nucleotides. RefSeq names its product xylosyltransferase 1 (gene Xylt1). Gene Ontology annotation, cellular component: membrane. The coding region runs from base 160 to 3027 and encodes 955 amino acids. NCBI's taxonomy places the organism in Eukaryota, Metazoa, Chordata, Mammalia, Rodentia, Muridae. Gene Ontology annotation, biological process: heparan sulfate proteoglycan biosynthetic process; chondroitin sulfate proteoglycan biosynthetic process. Gene Ontology annotation, molecular function: protein xylosyltransferase activity. The transcript has 12 exons. The record is from RefSeq and is a predicted model, not a curated record.